AUGUCAUUAGACCGAAAAAUCAGUCCACUGGCGGAUCCCCAGAACAUUUUCGCCGCAUUCCCGCCGGCUCCACCAAUCAUUCAACCCAAAACACCAUGGAUUUCUGUGGCUGUCACCGGAUUUCUCACUUUUGUAAAUGCCCUACAUUUUUCGAUGUUUUUUGCUCCAGUCUGGCCAUACAUGCAGAUUGUAAGCAUUUUUUUAAAUCGUAUUUUUUAACAAACUUUAGUAUUGCAUAAGGCAGAAAUUUGAAAAUUUAGCCUUCACUCUGCAUUGUGCAAACCUAAACCUAAAAAUUCUCAAAAAGCGGUAAAUCUUCAAAUUCAGAUGGACUCGUCAGCAACAGAAACUUUCUAUGGUGUUGUAGUUGCUUCGUACAGUAUGGGCCAGCUCUGUUCGGCUCCCAUAAUGGGCUGGUGGUCGCAUCGACGUAAAAGUAUAUAUCUGCCCACAUUUUGUUGUGUUUUGGCCUGUCUUUGCGGUAAUAUUUUGUACGUUUGUGCCGGACUAUUACCUUCCAAUCGAAAAUACGCAGUUUUGGCAGCAAGAUUCAUGGCUGGAAUGGGAGAAAGUAAGGUGUUUUAUCAUCAACUAUCAACCUUUUGAGUUUUACACAGUAAUUUCGAAAUUUCUUUUAUUUUCGUUCAAAAAAUAUUAAAUUUUCAGCGUCCAUGAGCCUGAUGAGGACCUAUAUUUCGAUGGCAUCGCUGCCAAAAGACCGCUCGAGAGCAUUGGCUACCAUGAGUUUCGGUUUGGGAAUGGGAACAACAUUAGGACCGAGUAAAAAAUAUUUAAAUUUACAAAUAAUAAUACACUGUUUUAGUCAUCCAACUAUUCCUCAUCCCCAUUGGCUACCCGGGUAUUCAAUUCACAAAACUCUUUGGGAUCAACAUGUACACGGCACCCGCGUACUUCUGCAUGGUCGGGAAUUUGUUGUCAAUUUUGAGUUGGCUCUGUAUUUUCAAGGAGAAAUACGAAAACAUGUCACACCAUGGACCUGGUAAGCCAUACAAUUAAAUAGUAGAUUUUAGGAAUAAUUAUUUGUUUGGGAUUACUGUAAUUUCCAAUCUUUUUAUAUCCAAAACAAAAGCCCAUUCUAAAUAGACGGUUUGUUUCGAGAACAAUUACAUUGGACUAGACCCUGUUAAAAUUGUCAUAACCAAAAAAAUAUGGUACCAAUGUAAUCAAAAAUUCCUAAAAUCGUUACUCACAAUAUAGGCUUUAUUAAAGCUAAAUACCAUUAAACAAUCAUCACUUUCAUAUAAAAUAUACUCCUUAAUUUUUUCAGCGAACAACCCUACCCAUUCCUUACCUCCGGCCGACAAGAAGGCACUCUCGCUGUGUUACCUCACCCGGUUUACUCAAUUCUUUGUUCUGACCAAUUUAGAGACUAUCGGAGCCACAUACGUGAUGGUAAUGUUUGCUUUGAAUAAGCAAGAUACCGUCCAAUACAUGUCCACGGCUCACAUUGGAAUGGGAAUAAUGGCGCUGCUAAUGUACACGGUCUUCAUCAGCGGACGACAUGAUUCGAAGUGGGUUUUGAAAGAAAGAUUGUAGCAAACUUGCAACCUUUUUUCCUUUGAAUAUGGUGUUAGAUUGUCCCAGGAUGUUUCUACGCUGAAUUUGGAGGUUCUAGGCCCUGCGGUUCCCGAGAUACGAGGUGGAAAGAAAAAUUUGUCAACCAGUAUAAAUACUGUAACCGAUUCGUUUCAGAGUAGAUUUUCGAAUAGUCGCAGUAGUCGCUAUCGUUGUGAUGUUAUCAUUCCACCUGAUCACAUUCUCCUGGCCAUUCCUUGGAACCCAGCUCAAGACGUAUUCAGAAAACGGUAAGAUAUAUUUUAAUUUCAGAUACGUUAUGCCUAACUUCUCAUUUUUGUAGAUUGCAAACAAUUUAUUAAUAUCCCAAAGAACGUUUCAGAUUACCUUUCGUAUUUGGCCGGAAAUCGCUCCUCCGAGCCCUUAGGCUGCAAUACCGACCAUUUCACCUGGUGUUAUUCGAUCUCUCCCACCAAUAUUUGGCUGUAUUUUAUUAGUUUCGGUGUGAUGAUUGGCUAUGCCUUCUCGACUAUCAACAUCUCCGUGUCGACCCUAAUGUCCAAUAUAAUUGGACCCCGAAAUCAGGCCAGAGAACAGUCUGUUUUCCAAAUGAUGCAGUCCAUCGCCAGAUUACUCGGCCCCAUCGCAAUCAGUUCUCUUUACACAAGCUUUGGACCCAUGCUUGCUUGGUUAUUGGAGAUUGUUGUACUUGGCCUCACUUUACUGGCUUGGGCUCUGUUUUAUAAAAGAAUGGUCCCACUGAAGAUUGUACAGACCAUUCCUCAAAAGCCGAGCUUUGUCUUCACUAUGGACGACUAUUCGGACGACUCGUUUACUUUCGAGAAGGAAAAAGAACCCGGAAGUGUAUAUCGAUUAUGA
Messenger RNA from Bursaphelenchus xylophilus (pine wood nematode), 2415 nucleotides. The record is from the annotation of a GenBank genome assembly. Lineage: Eukaryota; Metazoa; Nematoda; Chromadorea; Rhabditida; Aphelenchoididae.